AGAAAUCAGACCUCUGACCUGGAGCGAGCUUUCUGCUGCAGAUAACAUCCCAGAAGCCCUUUCUUUCUCCUCUAUAAUCUACUUUAGCACCGUGCUGGACGGACCUGCCAUAGAGGAUUUAUGUUCGGUAAAGGUGCGAAGCGGAAGCUGGACGAGGAUGAAGAGGGGCUGGAAGACAAAACGCUGGAGGCGUCGUUGGCGGGAGGGGGACUAGGCCUGGGCCCUGAGGGUUUGUCCAAAGUGUCGUACACGCUUCAGCGGCAGACCAUCUUCAACAUCUCCCUGAUGAAGCUGUACAGCCAGCGGCCACUUGGCGAGCCCAGCCUGGAGCGCCGCGUCCUCAUCAACAACAUGCUGCGUCGCAUCCAGGACGAACUCAAGCAGGAGGGCUCUCUGCGGCCCCUGCUCUUCCCGCCCUCCCCUCCACCUGAUGACCCUAUGGACGAGGGCUUCCGUGAGGCUCCGCCCUCCUUUGGGGUGUUGUCAGCGACAACACAGGUGUCCCAGCCGUCUUCGCUGUUGAUGCCCGUCAUUGCUCCCCCACCUUCACCCCACCCGAUGGUGCCUCCCAACUUCCAGACAUCCCAGGCCUGCCCUGGUCGAGUGGAGGCAGGUCCCGCCCCUUUGGAAGCCUGCCUGACUCCGGCGUCAUUACUGGAGGAGGACAGUGGAGACGCUGCCUUUUGUGCUCCAUCCCCUCCCACUCCUCCUCUGUCGCCUCCCCCUGCACAACCUCCCCCCUUACCUUCGGCCCUGCUAAGCCAGGCAGCCCCCAGGGCCCCUUUGCCCACCUUGUCCAAUGACAGCUUCCCCUCCUCUCUGAGUGACAUGGAGUUGGCUCCACCCACAGCCAUAGCAAGGACAGCAGCAGCUAAUAAUAUGACCGUGACUACCUCCCCAGCUCCCACGCCACUCACCCCGCCCUCCCACCUCACGCCCCUCUCCCCCACACCCAGAGACUGCAGGACCACCAGUGCUAAACAGGAGGCUGCUGGCGUCUUGCUAGCAGAAGGGCGCUGUGUAGAGCUUCGGCCGAUGGACACUCUGCCAAUACUGCCCCCUGGUGGCCUGGUGGACAGUUCUUCCACUCCUUCUUCCCCUCUGUCUUCGUCACCCUCUGGUUUCCUCUCAGAUUUGGCGCUGGAUGACGUCCUGUUCGCUGACAUCGACACGUCCAUGUAUGACUUUGACCCCUGUACAACGGCGGGGGCUGGGGGCGUGACGGCAAGCAGCGGCCUCACCAAACUGUCGUCCGUGGUGACGGCAGACGACCUCCUCAAAUCGCUGUCGUCGCCGUACAGUGGCCCCGCCCCCCAGGUUUCAGCCAAUCAGCCUUUUAAAAUUGAUCUGACAGAACUGGACCACAUCAUGGAGGUGUUGGUGGGAUCGUGACUUGUAGAUACCCCCACCUCAGAAUCACACGGACAGAUACAGCGUGAGAACAGACUGGAAUGAAACGAUGUGGGGGUGUCCCGUUGUUUUUAUGAUUUUUUUUACUCUCUUCAAAGGUCGGUAAUUGUAAACAUCGAUGGUGAUGUCAUUCAGUACUACUAUGACAACUACUACUACACAACACUGUGCAUGCACUGUGCUCGCCUUUCCAAAUAUGGAAAUAUGGAAGUAACCAGAAAGCAAAGACACGCAUAAUGUUUGUAUUUCUAUACUUGUGAGAGGUUCCAGUUAGUACCUUUAAAUGCAAAGUUAAUCAGGCUACACUUAUAGCUUAAUUAGGCCUUUUUAUGGUACUACUGUCCUAUCUCCGUAAACCAGGGAUUCUCAACUGGUCUAGCCUUGGGACCCACCAAAAGUUCCAUAAUGAGAAGUUGUGACCCAAAUGAUGACUUGGAUUUAUUUAAUAUAACACUGCAGAUAGAAAUGUGACAAACAAAGAAAACUAAUAAAGUAAGACAUAUGAUAUAAAGAAUACAGCAUAAAUGUCCAAAAAGGUAUCAGAAAAGAUUCCUGAAAAAUUCUGUGAAAGUCCAGAAUAAAAUACCAACAGUUUCUGGGGAAAUGCACAAAGAAACCCCCCCCCAUAAAAUUCUAGGAAAACUUCUCAGCAUUGAUGGUAAAAUUCCUUGUGUUUCUGUGAGAAAUCAUAGAGAACUCCUAUGAGUUUGGGUAAAUUCAAAAUAAAGAUUCUUGAAUGUUUCAGGGAAAAAAUCUGCAAAGCAAUUUCUAUUUCCUUUUUUGCUAUCAAAAACUUAAACAACUGAACAAAAGGAUUUAAAACACUCAGACACAUUCAGGACUCACUGAAAACAGCUCCACGACCCACUUUUGGGUCCCAGCCCACCAGUUGAGAACCACUGCAUUAAACAAGCACUGCAGGAGAAUAAAUGAAUUUACAGAAGUAUAUCUAGCUCCCCUACAGUAGGUCACAGUAUGCCACCUUUCAACUAUUGGACCUUCUUUAGGCUGACCUAUGACCUAUGACAUCAUACCAAACAAGUAGCAGUCACCACUUUGUAUUUUCCUUCCACUUAUGUAUGAGUAUGUUUAAGUCCUUCGGCUGACACAUUAUGUCCUGUGUCCGUCCAAAAAUGUCUGAUUCAUUGCACUCUAGCUUCCGCCAUGUUAAUACUGUUGUCUGUUUUUUUCCCUGGUUUUCCUUUUUGUUUUAUGCUGUUUGAUUUCAGGGUGAAAUCUGGAAAGUUUGGGGCCGAUUGAGGUGUAUGCAUUGAUACAGUCGGCAUCACAUCAUAGUUGGGAGCAAGACGUCCAGCGGGGGAAAGGAAACAUUUUAGCCUACAACGCUGCAAACGCACAAAUUUUAGACUCUAAAGCUACUGGUAACAAGCUGGAACGUCCUACAUUGAGUCAGUGCUAUUAAAUGAAAAAGGACAUUAAAUGAACUUGUGAGAACAUGGCUGGUAGGGAUGAGUAUGAAAUCCUGUACCAACAUAGCUGGUAAAAACACAUCUGAUACCAAACUGCAGCACAGAUUUUGAGGCUUCAUUUUGGUACCCCACCACCCCAAAGUGAACCCCUUCCACUCCAAAUAGAAGGCACAAUGUUAUGGAUAUGAUUUUUCUAUACUGCCAGCAUAUGAAUUUAGUCUGACCCUCUUGCACAAAGAAGUUACACCUGUUUCCUUUUCUUAUCCCAUGUUUUAUUGGCCUCUUUUAAAAAAUGUCUCUGAAUCAUUUACGAUAGCAAGACAGCUUUUAUUCACCUGUUGACUUUUAACAUACUUUUUUCUCUAAUAAGUAUCGAUUUAGGCCCUGUUUAGGACUGGCACAUUUAAAAAGUGUUGAUUUAGCACUUGUAUCAGAAAAAAAAACAAAAAAACUGUGCCAUACCCUUAUGGCUGUUGUUACUCACACUCACUGACCUGGUGAUCCCCCGAUAUUUCUGCUGUCAGGUUUAGUCACCUGUUAAGAUAAAAUCGUAUUCUCUGUAGAUAGGAUUAAUUAAGCCAUACAUGAUAUUAAUUCAUCCAACAUAUGCUGCAACCCUGAAACAAUUGUUUGGGUAUUGUGAACUUAGUGUCAAAGCAACAUGUCAUUAAGUGCAGACUAUAGACCGACAUAUUUGGAGUUCAGAUCCAAAGCUUGCCCUGUAGCUGGAUGGCGAGCAGCCACAGUGUUCUUCUUCUUUGUUGGUAAAAUAUAAAAAUAUUUUGAUUUUAAGUGUUAUUUGUAGUGCAGAAGACAAUGUAGCAGCUAUUUAGCAUUGGGACUAAUGGUCUCCUUUUGCCCUCAGUGUGAAGAGGGUGGGAUUUUUUUUAAUGGAUUGUUCCCCUCGAUGCCGACUGUAUCCAUGCAAGACUAAAUUGACCCCAAGUACAUUAUCUGAGUAUGUUACCAUGCUUACUUGUGUUGUUAAAGUCAAUUUUUAGUCAUACUAACACAAUAAUUGAUUCCUCUGACUCCCUAACCUAAUUCUAAUCUUUAAAUGAAGCCUUAAUCCUAACAUAUAACAGGUGAUUCUGACCUGCAAAUAGUGCUCAUAUUGAUGAUUUUUCCUGUCUUUGGGGGGAAUUUCCCCCCUCACAUGUAUAGAAAUACAAUUAAACACACAGCCAUGACACACAACACACAAACACACUGAAUCAAGGCUUUUAGCAGAAGAGUGCCUUUCUAAAUGACCACUUAUUCAAUUCCUGUUUUUAUUACAGAAUUUUUUUCUAGUUAUUUUCACUUUAACAGCCUAUAGAGAGGUCACUCCUCCAUGUUUUUUUUUUAAUUUAUUGUAUUAAAUCUAUUAAGAAAAGUAAUUUCUCAUGAUCAAAUAAUGAUUAUUUAAUCUUUAUCUUAUUGCAGAUGCUAUUCGUAAAGCGUGGAUUAUAUGGUUUUAGCUGUGUGCUACAUUACAUUUUAGCUUGGCUUUAUAUUAACGCUUUGGGAUUAUAUCAAAAACACAUCGUCUGAAUGUUUGUUUAACUGUUUGGUGGAUGCAGAGGUCUGCUCCUGCACAGAUCAUGACUAUGAAUUCAGUUCAGGAUUGUAAUGCUUUUCUUUCUCCUCCUUAUGGCAGCACAUAUUCUGCACAAACUUAAUCUGAGGAAAGUGUAUUUGUAUAGUUUGUCAUUCAGAAUAUCUCAUGACACUUAACAUAGGCCAUGUUCAUCUGGCAAGCCUUUGUAAAGGCCUCAUUUAAAGAUAUAAAAAAGCAGAGAACAAGAAUUAAUUGCUUGUGAAAAUAGCAGCCAGUCUGAGAAGUAACGCACUUGUUGAGUGUCUUAAAAUAAGAAAUAUACUAAAGUAAUGUGUACAUCUUGUUUCAAAAAAUGUUAGAAGUGAAUUUCUCCUGUUUCAUAGAUAUUUUCCACAUUGAAAGCAAUUCAGGCCUCAUUUUUUUGCAUUUUAUCGUUAAGUGAGAUAUUUAUCAUGACUUUUGAGGUGAUUGUGGCUCAGAAUAAGAUCGAUCAGGUAUUUUGACUGCAUACUACACAAAUACACUUGGUAGAAGAUGAGUUAUUGCAGUGUGUAACUGUGCUGUACGCUGUUUUACAUGAGCCCAGUCGUUCGUGCUGGUUAUCAUGCUUCACUCACAGCAAGAUUCAAAUGAGCUCCACCCACAGCUAAGUGUUUACAUUGGAAGAAGCAGCAGCACCACCAACUAACUCUACCCUCUCAGUUGGAAAAAGAUGAUUUAGAAUCUCAAACGUAAGCAGAGACUUUGGCCACCAAGCUCAUUAAAUCUGACUGUACUGGACCAAAGACAAAACCGCUCACACAGCCUGCAGAGAAAGUCUUUGUGGUACCAAACGUGACUCCAUUGAAAUCCUUGGAAACUCACAUAGAAACCCAGUAUUUUGGUAGAAUUGCUUUACUUUUGGUUUUGUCCCUACAGAAUUAGCAACAGGGUUGACAGACAAAUUACAGCACAGCAUGCCGUGAUAGAUACAGCCUGGAUUUGCAGAGUAUGUACACUUUUGUUUAGAAAAGGAGUCCUAUAUGCCAAAUCUCAGGUUUCUGUAUUCAUUUCUUUGAAUUAGCUGCAAGUUUAGAACCCUAAAAGCCAAAUGCAUGUGCUCAUGCACAGACUGCUGCAGUAGAUCUUACUCACCUUAAUAACUUUGCAAGUAAUUCUAAGGAAAUUGGGACGCUAACCAGAUUCAGCAUCAAUGCAAACACUUUCGCACUACCCGUCUGCACACUAUGCAUGAUCUCUGGCACAAGCAGACAAAAUGUGAUGGCUGCAUCUUACAGGGAGGUCACAUAAGGACCCUUAAGGUCUUCAUGUGUCCUUUCCAGCAGAACACGCACACAGGCACGUAUAGUUUUAAAUAGAUUAGGAAUACUCUGUUUAUCAGCGCUGUGCCCUCAGUUGAACCGUCUACUUGCUCUCUAUUGAAUCUAAAAAUACUCUGUUUACAUAAACCUCUCUGCACCUUUUAAAAAGCAUUCAGUCAUUAAUACAUUAGGUAAUUUUUACAUUCUUAACUCGGUACUGUCCCCAGUCAACAGACACAACAAAUAAAUGUAAUAAAAAUGUAUUAAAGAUAUUUAAAAAGUGGUGGCAAAAGGCUGGAGACAGUUAUGCCACAGUCAUGUAGGUCUACCUUGACUAGACGUUCACAUUAGGUAAAGCCACAAUCAUGAUUUUAGAUUGCAUUCAACAGUGUCACAGAUGAGGCCACAGUUUGCACAGAGCCUUUAUUAGCAUCAUGGUAGUGCAUUAUUUCAGAGAUAUAAAAUGGUGGCAGUGAGAUUAAAAAAAAAAAGGCUAAACCCUUGUCAGGAAAGAUUUGUCGGUCUCCAAAAAUGCCACAGAUUUUAGCAAAACUUUUAUACUGUUUUAAUGCUUAAGUCAUGCCAUAAAGGGUAAAUUUUACCACAGGGAACUAGGCCCAAACCUGAGCACAUUUGACCCCAAAAUCUGGAAUACUAUGCAAAAAUCCCCUCAAAAAAGUCAUCAUAUUUGUGCAUCAUUGGGGUCAUUUCCUGCUCUUAACUGAAGUAGGGAGAGGGUCUUUGUGUGUUUCUUAAAAAUAAUAACAGUAUUUAUAGAAGCAGUAUGGACUCCAUUAACUGUAUAGCGCAUAUGCAAAUGUCAACCUGAGUGGGUGCCAUGGUUGCUUCUUCUUUCUUCUUCUUGGCAGAUAUUUCGCCCAGCUACAUACAUGCUGCCACCUACUGUAUCAGCCUGUGUGCAUAUACAAGCACACUUAUGUAUGCAACAGUGUUACUUAUAUGAAAUCAGGCCAGUAGGGGAGAAAAUAGAGGGGCAACCAUGCUUAGGCAAGGAAAGGAACAAUUGUGCCUAAUGUGAAAAUGCCCAUUAUGUUCACUGUAUUUCAGGGCUCACUGUGUGGGAAGGUGUAAUUGCCUUAAGUAUAUUUUUGAUAAUUCUGCCUCCUACGAAGUCUGCACAAUUGUUUAAUUUCACAAUUAAAGAUCAGUUAUGUCUUCAUUAUUCCCAGAAGGCAUUUUUGUUCAGGCAGCAAUUACCCACUCAACAAAAAAAUAGGUAACAUUAAAUAAUCCAUUUUAGCUAUUCAAAAAUUCCAUUGCAGGAGGGAGGAAUCUGUUGUAAAGCUUUAGCUGCAUUUUUGUAGAUUAGAUUGCAAAGACUGACUUUUAACAUGCCCUCAGCUUGAUGUUAAAUCUAUACUAAUUGAUUCUCUGUGGGCACAUAACUCAAAACACAAUAUUACACAAAUGAAUACCCAUUCAAGGUGUAGUGGCAGUUGUCUGAGAGGUCCUGCCAAUGAAAGUAGAGAAAGUAUCCAGCAUACUACAGAAAUUUAAAAGACCAAAAGUAAAUAAUUAAGACACAGAAAGUUGAUGCAAACACAAAGAAGCAUAAAUGAAACUAUAACCAAACUUACUUCUUCAGCUUAUUUUUUUAAAGUUUGAUUUUUCAAGUUUAAAGCAAAAGUAUAGUAUAGUAUAAACACUGUCCUCACAUCCCAGCUUUGUAGUAGAAACUAUUCUUUUAAACUAUCUUCAAAAACUUAUUCCUGUAUUCUUCUUGUGCGCAUUAUUUUGGUUGUUGCUUCAAAUCACUAUACUAACCCAAAUUUCACCGGGUCUUUGAUUUACUUGCUUGAUGCUGAAAAUGGAGUGCCUGUAGGUAAGGUGCCCAUCAUGGAAGCAAUCUUAUUAAAGGAAGAUAGACUGAAUUUAGUGCAGAUGACAGCAUUAUUUCUAUAUCAUGCAUGCCACUGCAGACACAGUAGUUGUAAGACCUUGUUUUUACCUUGCAUUAAUGCAAAUUUCUGACUGUUGAGUUGUGAUCCUUAAUGCUUGGUGUUGAAACUCCUCAGAACAUACUGAAGAUGAUUUCAUUUAGAUAGCUCAGACUUCAUUUGCCUUUGUGUUGAUUGGUUUGCUAGUGUGGACACUACAUGCACUGGCAUGCAUCUAAGACCACCCUGUCAACUGAAGUAGUCUGCCAAUAAGCAGGAAGUGCAGUUUAUUCUCAUCCAUCCACCCUCGCUGAGAACUCCCAGCUGAUUUUAGAGAUCUGGAUCACUUGGCACAGCCCAGUAAUAAGAGCUGGUCUUUUAGCUCCCUAAUAUCUCUUGAUUUGGUACCAUUUUGACUUUUUUAUGUUGAUUUAACAACAAAUAUGGUGAAAGAAGCAGCAACAGAGUUUUGUGAAAAUCAUACUUGGUAAUAUAUAAUUGUUCAUUUUAACAAAGGGACUACUACUAGUCAUGCAAAUCCAUUUAACCACUUUUAUUAGGAAACAUUUCAAUAACUGCAGGUUUAGCUUUAGGUUACUUUGACUCUUUGACUAAAUAUGUCAUCUGCAUUUAACUAGUUAUUUGAAAUAAUGUAGAAAGAACAGCACAGAGUGGUCCAGAAACCCAAAGAACAUUACAAAAUAAUUAAGGGUGGAUUUUUCAAUUAAAUAUAAUAGAAAUCACAAGAAACCCUUUGCCCACAGUCUCUGCAAAUUUGAUCCUUGCCUUAGUGUAAAACCAUAUCUUACUGGUAUUCUACUGAUGUCUCAGCUGGUGGGACUCUAAAGUUGUUAAUGAGACAGAAUGUGUAAUCCUGAUUCCAGUCUGACUCGUGUUACUGUGUGGUGUUGAAACAUGUUCCAAUGCAAGAUCAGUAGUUAUCGAGCGUGCAGUUAUCUCCAGCUAAAGUGUUAAUGAACUGAAUUCACAGCAGAGCAGGAGCCGAGCAGAAAGCAACUCAAACCGUUUGCAGACGACUGUCUUGUUUCUUUCAACAUGUUUGAAUUUUGGAGUGGUUGUUUUUGGGUCUAUGAAGUUAUUUAUUCAUAUUGUUUUUCUUUUCUGUGUAAAUAUAUAUAUUUAUUUUUGAUGUGAAGUGAACAUUUGGAUUGUAAAUGUGUGUACAGAAUGUUUGGUAGGAAUGUACUUCAGAUAGGAAUGUAUCUGAGCGUGGAUUUAUGGGUGGAAGCCAUUUUUUAUAUACAUAGGAUGUUAUAUUAUCUUGUUUAUUUGUUUGUUUGUUAUUGAUUUUUGUGGUUUGGCAACCACAAAUUUUUACACAUUUUUUACGUUUUUGUUCCUCAUUCUCCAGUUGAAGGCAAACAGUUCAUGCAGCAAUACACAAAAAGCCGUCUCCAACCUUCAGAUGUCAAACUCCAAAGCCUGUCGCAGACACUUCAAUGCCAAAAGAAAUGUACAUAGUAUGAACAACAUUCGAGCUCCUGAGACUUUUUUGAUCAGUGUUUGUUACCGAAUUUGUUUUAGCGCUGUCCGAGCGUGCUGCGGCUCGAAAACCCAGAGAGAGACUGACCGCAGUCGAGGCUGAUUUCCUCGAAGAAGGCUGUAUUUUACACAGACCUCUGAGCUGUGCCUUUUUCUAUGCAAUAGAACACAGAGAGAAAUGUCAGCUGAUCACUGUAAUGGGAUACAAAUGAGGACUGUAGAUAAUAUAUAUAUAUACAGUAUAUGUAUACGUGUAUAUAUAUACAUAUAGUAUAUGAGAUAAGAGACAGCUGAAAUGAAUUUGAA
Messenger RNA from Cheilinus undulatus (humphead wrasse), 9388 nucleotides. It is a transcript of the gene sertad2b, whose product is annotated as SERTA domain containing 2b. Gene Ontology annotation, molecular function: transcription regulator activity. NCBI's taxonomy places the organism in Eukaryota, Metazoa, Chordata, Actinopteri, Labriformes, Labridae. The record is from RefSeq and is a predicted model, not a curated record. The transcript has 2 exons. Bases 121 to 1392 code for a protein of 423 amino acids. Gene Ontology annotation, cellular component: nucleus.